This is a messenger RNA of Knipowitschia caucasica, 480 nucleotides long. The record is from the annotation of a GenBank genome assembly. Lineage: Eukaryota; Metazoa; Chordata; Actinopteri; Gobiiformes; Gobiidae.
AUGGUCACAUUUCAACAAAGGGAAGGCAGAAUAGGAUCGACACAGGUGCACCUGCCUCUCUGGACAGACACAUCCAGAGCCACAGGCCUGGACCCCGCGGAGAACCAAUCGUACUGGAAGGCGACACUUCGAGACUUUGUGUCGGACCCUAAAGUUCAACACGACGAGGCAAAAUACGAUGAUAGAGCGGCUAGACCUCCAGCUCAGAUGUGCACCACGCGCCCUACCCACCCGCUGAACGCAUAUUUUAGAGGAGCAAACGAUGACGUCUGCUUCCUCAUGUAUGGCGGCUUUCCUUCACCCUCUCCCCUGUCCUCUCUCCUCAGCCCCUCGAGCCGACACAAGUCAGGCCCGCACACCCACCUCCUCAUGGGGGUCCCGGAGCCCUUAACCGUGGUCGUAGCGCCCACGAGCACUGGCCAUGUCCAUGUUCCGGUGUCGUCCGCACUCCAGACAUGGGGCCUGGCCCCCCCACGGUAG